Molecule: messenger RNA, 1791 nt
Organism: Cryptosporidium ubiquitum
Lineage: Eukaryota; Apicomplexa; Conoidasida; Eucoccidiorida; Cryptosporidiidae
Product: family metallopeptidase
Exons: 1
Coding region: 1-1791 (596 amino acids)
Cellular component (GO): nucleus
Source: RefSeq, a predicted model, not a curated record
AUGCGUCAAUCUAUAUUUUUGGGAAGUUCUGUGAGAAGAAAAAACUGUGUUAAAAAUUACUUGGUCUCCUCAGACAGUGAUAUAGAUGACGAAAAUAGCAACCUAAAUACUCCACCAAGAAAUCCAAGUACAAAGUUAAAAGAAGAAUAUUUUUACAGUGAUCACUCAAAUUUAAAUGAACCUUCUUCAAGGCCUUCAAUAAGUUUGGCAACUUCUGUUAGGAGAAAAGUAUAUCACAUAGACUCAAGUGAAGAUAGCUAUACAGAAGAUGCAGACUUAAUCUACUUGAAUAAUAAUCCGGAAAGUUUUAUGCCAGAGAUUCUGGAAAAUCUCCAUGAAUCACCAACCCAACCUUGUAUUCAUUAUGAAAGUGAAUUUGAGCCAAAUAGUCAUCUAUCUUCUAACUACUCUACUAUUGGAAAUAGAAGAAGAAACUGUAUAUUUAGUAGUGAAGAGGAGGACUGUGCCCUAAUAACUUCAAGACCUUCAAUUAAGUAUCAGUCUUCAGUUAGAAGAAAAAAUAAUUCAAGAAAAAUCCUAAUAAUAGAAUCUGAUUCGGAAGAUGAAUUCAAUCUUGAUAUUACAAGGAGAAGGUCAUCUUUUUGCUUUGGCCCAGAACUAAUUUCUGGGUCAAAAAUUCCGAAUUAUACUCCAGACAAACAAACUUCCUGGAGAUCACUUGAUUCUGACUUGGAAGUUAAUGAGAAAGACGAUUCUUCAGACACUUUGAAAGAAUUGGAAUGGCAAACAGCUAUUUCGCACUUUGACUUCGAAGAUGAAGAGAUAGAAAGAAACGAGCUAAUUGUUCAUCCCGACUACGGAACCGAACAAGAAGAUGAAACAGGAAAACACCAAGAGAUUCUAAAAAAAGAUGAGAAAGAAGAACCCCUAGAAAGAUUUGGCUUAUUUAGCGAUGAAGAGCAAGAAAAACAGUUUGACUCUGAAAGUGAAAAGGAAAACAAUAGUCUAAGGAAUUUGAAUAUCAAUCAAGUGGCAAAUAUAACCAAAGAAAUAUCUUUGAAAAAUGUUUCAGACAAAUUUGGAGCAUUUGUGAGACAAAGGUCAUCCCUUGCAAAAUUCUGGUACCAAAAUUUUAACAAACAAGUAUUUCAAAAUAGGCUUCCAGAAGAGAUCCCAAUUAAAUGGACAGGAAGAUUACAAAGAACUGCAGCUCAAACACUAUUUAUUACUAAUGUGGAUGGCUCUAAAAGAGUGAUAAUCAAGCUUUCAAAAUAUGUUUUAGAUUGUGAAUUCAGACUAAAGAAAACAUUGCUUCAUGAAUGUUGCCAUGUAGCUCAAUUUUUAUUGGACUCUUGUAUUAAGCCUCCUCAUGGGCAGAUAUUUAUGAAAUGGGGAAAAGUAGCCACAAAAGUAUUUCCAGAGUUGAAGGUUGAGAUUUACCACAAUUAUGAAAUCAUAUACAAAUAUAGAUAUCAAUGUUUGAGAUGUUUUCAAAUGUUUGGAAGGCAAACCAAGAUAAAUGAUGAAACUAAGAUUGUAUGCUCAGUCUGUAAUGGGACAGUAAUCUUCAUUGGAAAAGGAACUUUAAGUAAUAAUAGCAAGGGAUUUCAAAUUAAGCCCCAAGAGUUACCUCAAACACAAAAGAGCAAAUCCAAUCCGUACUCUGAGUUUGUUAAGGAGAAGUUUGCAGAAUUUAAGAGAAGCAUCAGAGAGGGCAGAACCCCCUCCAGAAGAGCUCCAAGCAUUAUGAGAGAAAUUGCAAAACUUUGGAAACAGAAAAAGACAGUAGAUUUAAUCCAAGAAUUUGAAAAGCUUUCUAUUAACAAUUAA